AUGGAGGAGCGGCGAACCAAGGCCAGCGGGCUGAGCUGGGCAAGGAGAAUGGGGUCUCUGGUCCUGCACAUUGUGCUGAUGGGUGCCCAGCAGAGCGAGGCAAACGGAGUCUGCGGGAAGCCUCGCCUGAACCUGAACCGGCUGGUGAAGGGGCAGGACACGGUGCCGGGAGAGUUCCCCUGGCAGGCCAGCAUCCAGUGGAAAGGAGUCCACAUGUGCGGGGCGUCCCUGAUCAACGACGAAUGGGUGGUUACGGCCGCUCAUUGCUUCUUCCAGGCCCGGAACCUGACCCAGUACCGGGUGGUGCUGGGGGCCCACCAGCUGCUGAAGCCGGGCCCCAACGCGUGCGCCUGCCCGGUCCAGCGCAUUAUCACCAACUCCCGCUACGCCGGGCAGACCACGAGCGGAGACAUCGCCCUGGUCCAGCUGGCCAGGAGGCUGAAUUUCACUGACUACAUCCUGCCCAUCUGCCUCCCGGACGCCUCCGUCCAGUUCCCCCCGGGCAAAGUCUGCUGGGUGACCGGCUGGGGCCACGUGCGCUCCUGGGUGGACCUGCCGUCCCCGCAGACCCUGCAGAAGCUGCAAGUCCCCAUCAUCGACUCCAAGACGUGCCGGAACCUCUACCUCACCAACAUGCAGAACAGGCUGCCCCUCAGGAACAUCCAGGAUGACAUGAUCUGUGCCGGUUACGCCGAGGGCAUUAGGGACGCCUGCAACGGUGACUCUGGUGGCCCUAUGGCCUGCAUUGUGGGUGAUGUCUGGGUGCUGGCUGGAAUCGUCAGCUGGGGCGAAGGCUGCGCAAUCAGAAACCGCCCCGGAGUCUACAGUCGCCUCACCUCCUACCAAAGCUGGAUCCGGGAAUAUAUCCCCAACCUGGAGUUUGUCAAGGAGCCCAAAGGCCGGGAAUCCCGUGCUGUGGCAGACAUCAAGGGCCAAAAGCACCCUGGCGCUGGCUCGCCCAGCCAGGCUGCCUCUGUCAUUGCCAACACCCUGCUGCUCCUGGCCUGCCUGCUGUAUCUGAUUUAAAACCAAGGCAGGAGGACAGAGAAAAAGAGAGAAUUCCCCCACUCCUCUGUCAAGCUAGAAGGAAAAGGAAGAAGGAAUCUAUAGUUCUGGUCCAGUCUCCUCAGUGUUGGCUACCUAAAGGCCCUGGGUUUUAGCAUUCCCUUUGGGGAAGUAUUUUAAACAUUUAAAAACUAAGGAAAUUCCCAGCUAAAAAACUUUGUGAAACACUAUAAAUGUGUGUACACUC
Molecule: messenger RNA, 1252 nt
Organism: Mauremys reevesii (Reeves's turtle)
Lineage: Eukaryota; Metazoa; Chordata; Testudines; Geoemydidae
Product: serine protease 27-like
Exons: 6
Coding region: 1-1026 (341 amino acids)
Biological process (GO): proteolysis
Molecular function (GO): serine-type endopeptidase activity
Source: RefSeq, a predicted model, not a curated record